CCACAGAUGCUGAGAUAUCCUUCCGUUUCGUGAAGUAAAACAAACCUCUUCACUCUUUAUCUCUCAGAGCGACAAAUCUCUCGAGACUAACUCUGAUCCGAUCAACAAUCUCCAUCACCAUUAGAUCAAAUCGGAAAUUCGAGAUCGAUCGCAUUUGAUCAAACUUUUCUCUCUCAAUCAAUCUGGUCAACCCCCUCCGAUGAUUUAAGAAUCCGAUUUAGCGCAAAGUCCGAAACUUUACCGAGAUGGGUUUCCUCGAAUCGGUGAAAUCGAUCAAUUGGGAGCACGAAUCGUUCCCUACGUACGAGGAUUUCGUGUGGUUGCCUCUCUUCGCUGUCUUCUUCCCUUCCAUACGCUUCCUUCUCGACAGAUUCGUCUUCGAGAAAGUGGGAAGGUUGUUUAUUUACGGAAGGCAGAGUCCGAAAAAGAAUAACAAGAAGACGAAAAUCAGAAAAUUCAAAGAGUCAGCUUGGAAGUGUAUCUACUACCUCUCAGCUGAGGUGCUUGCUUUGUCUGUGACGUACAACGAGCCUUGGUUUACAGACACUCUCUACUUCUGGGUUGGUCCUGGAGAUCAGAUCUGGCCUAACCAACAGAUGAAGAUAAAGUUGAAGUUUUUAUAUAUGUAUACAGCUGGGUUCUACACUUACUCUAUAUUCGCGUUGAUCUUUUGGGAAACAAGACGUUCUGACUUUGGUGUUUCCAUGGGUCAUCAUAUCACUACUGUUAUCCUCAUCGUCCUCUCCUACAUCUGCAGAUUCUCUCGUGCUGGCUCUGUUGUUCUUGCGCUCCAUGACGCGAGCGAUGUGUUCCUUGAAGUUGGGAAGAUGUCUAAGUAUAGCGGGUUUGAGAGUAUAGCAGCCUUUUCGUUUGUGCUUUUUGCUUUGUCUUGGGUGGUUCUACGUCUCAUUUACUAUCCUUUCUGGAUCCUUUGGAGCACGAGCUAUCAGAUUAUUAUGACUGUGGACAAGGAGAAGCAUCCUAUCGAAGGACCGAUCUACUACUACAUGUUCAACACACUCUUGUUUUGCCUGCUUGUGCUUCAUAUAUUCUGGUGGGUUUUGAUUUACCGGAUGCUUGUGAAACAAGUACAGGAUCGAGGCAAGCUUAGCGAAGAUGUCAGAUCCGAUUCUGAAAGCGAUGAUGAACAUGAGGAUUGAUCAUUGCACGUUUGGGAAUCUCUAUUUCUUAAAAAAAAACAGAGAGGACUUUCAGGCUUCUCAUUUCAUUUCAUCUUUCUGGGUGUUUGCUAAAUUUUAAAAGUGGGGGAGGAUCUUAACCAGAACAAACCGGUUUUUGGAUAACUUUGGGAAUUGCAUUUUUGGAUCGGUUUUCUUGAGAUUUGUUUAGACAUUGCUUCACUUGUUUUUUUUUUUCCUUUUUUUUCUGUAGUGUUAUUUUAUGGACCUCUUUUGUUGUUUUGGAAUAACACAAUUGCUUUGUAACCGACUGUCAUAACAUUUUAUGGCUAGGUAAGCGAAUAAUUCUCAGGAAAAAUGAGCUUUUUUGGAGUUUUA
Raphanus sativus (radish) is the source of this 1517-nucleotide messenger RNA. Its product is annotated as ceramide synthase LOH1. Lineage: Eukaryota; Viridiplantae; Streptophyta; Magnoliopsida; Brassicales; Brassicaceae. Gene Ontology annotation, cellular component: endoplasmic reticulum; membrane. Gene Ontology annotation, biological process: ceramide biosynthetic process. The transcript is spliced from 6 exons. Gene Ontology annotation, molecular function: sphingosine N-acyltransferase activity. The record is from RefSeq and is a predicted model, not a curated record. Bases 246 to 1160 code for a protein of 304 amino acids.